Messenger RNA from Brettanomyces bruxellensis, 3183 nucleotides. RefSeq lists its product as uncharacterized. The transcript is spliced from 5 exons. Gene Ontology annotation, biological process: phosphorylation; phosphorelay signal transduction system. Gene Ontology annotation, molecular function: phosphorelay sensor kinase activity. The record is from RefSeq and is a predicted model, not a curated record. Lineage: Eukaryota; Fungi; Ascomycota; Pichiomycetes; Pichiales; Pichiaceae. The coding region runs from base 1 to 3183 and encodes 1060 amino acids.
AUGUAUGUUCUCGAAGAAAAAAAGAAUAGCUCUUCAGGUGACCAAGUUCACAAUCAGGAAAAUGUCUUAUCUAAUAAAGAGGAGCCCAAUGAAAUCAACAAUGUCGGCCUUAUUCAAAAGUUUAGGAGUUCACUGACACCAAAGCAUAGAUUGCAUAUAUCUAUUCGUACACAGCUGAUAGCCUUAGUGCUAUUCGUCUCGUUAUUCUCGCUUCUUACUUUGGCUAUAGCGACGGGUGUCUACUUCAGUACAGUAUUAAAACGUACUAGAGCCUCGAAUCUCGAGGUUGCAGCUCAACUUAAGGCUGCACAGAUGGAACAAGGGUUUAAUUAUUAUUACUAUCAGGCACUUCUUCUCAGUUCCAAGGAAAGUAUUCAAUCAGCUUUGGUAUACAGAAAAGCGGGUAAUGCUUCGUCAUCUUUGAUCGACACUGCUGAGACCACAAUAGAUCAGUUUUUAGAAACUACAACAAUGUUUAAUGGCGUGCGACUUUAUGAUACUAGUUUCGAUUCUGUUGCUACUGUUACGGGUCCGAAUACUGGGCUUAAUAAUUCUGAAAUCGAGUCUCUAUACAUCCUUAGUGAAAUUCCUCAAAACCCUCCUGACAUUUUACUUAAAGAGGGCGGGUUUAUCUGGGGUCCAGUUCAGUCGGGAAGUUCAUAUUUUGCAUCAUUUUCACUUGCCAUCAAUACAAAUUCAACCUUUUUAAUUCAGGAGCGCUCACUUGCAGGUUAUAUGACAUUAAUAAUGAAUAUCACAGUUUUAAAUUUUGCUAGUGAUAAUACAUCUUCCUCUGAUGGGCAGAGUGUUGAAUUCGUGAAGCCCGAUUUUCCCAUAAAUAAUUCUUCCGAUGUUAGUGGUUUUAGUUAUGUGUUUCAACCGAAUGAUUUGGUUAGUAUAGAUACGGUUUAUGACCUCGAUUCGUAUGAGCCAGUGGAGGAUAUGUUUGGAGAGGAUAAAUCCAUAGGCUACACUUUAAAUGUAAAGAAUCCUAUUGGACAAGGAGUUUCUGUUGGUUACGCCUUAAUAGACUUUACUUAUGGUAAAUGGGGAGUGACUUUAGAGCAACUAGAUUCGAAAUUUAUGGAACCAAUAAUGAAGCUAACCAAAAUGAUGGUUGGUGUGUGCAUAGGUAUUUCGGCUCUUAUGCUUUUUAUAACAUUUAUUUUGGCCUAUUAUGGUGUGAGACCUAUAAGGCGACUUCAAAAGGCUGCUGAAACUAUUACUGAGAGGCGAGGGUUGCGUUCUAAUAGGCAUUAUCGCCAUCACCACCACAGUCUACAUUCCAAGCGAGCAUCUUUGCAUUUUAAAUCACGUUCUAGAAAAGAAAAAAAGCUUCAAAGGGAACAUUCAUGGCCCCCUGUCUUCCAGGGAUCACAUUUAUCACCUUCUCCCUGCAAUAUUAUUGUGACUUCAACUUCACAAGAUGCACAUGAGUCUGAAGCUAGCCAAACUGCCGUCCGAAAAAAAGCGAUUUUGGCACCAUCAUCAGUGCCUGGCAAUACUUCAGGCUCACUAAGAUCAUCUAUUCAAGGACGAUCUAGGCAUGAUAGUGAGGGUUAUCUCGAAUCUUAUUCUGUUACUGAAGCAUCCACUGAUGCAGAGAAUAAUGCAACAUCUACACCAUUGCCUGCAAUUGUUCCCAUACAUGGGAUAUUUUACGAUGAGUUAACUGAAAAACUUGACAAGCAAUAUUCUCAUUUAGAAGAUAGAGUGCGUGCUAGAACUAAGGAGUUAGAAAUCGCUAAAAUCCAGGCUGAUGCGGCUAGGCAGCAGGCCGAAGCUGCUAAUGAAGCCAAGACUGUCUUUAUUGCUAACAUUUCGCAUGAGCUGCGCACGCCGUUGAAUGGAAUUUUGGGUUGUCAUCAAAGUACUCGGUAUUAUGAUGAAAAAAGAUCCAAGGAGGAAAACUAUGGCAAGGUCUACAUUAAAGGUGUACACGACGCACCUGAAAUAAAUCCACCCUUCCAUCCUGAAUCUCUUCGUCGGAGGUUAUCUGAUUCUGGUGAUUCUAUGAAAUCUUCAAAGAGUGAAUGGACUUUAAAUACCCUAAGUUCCGAGGAAUAUCACAAUCAACUAGCAGAUGCUUAUAAUUAUAGUGUGUCCAAAAGCUACUUUGAUGAGGAGGAUGGCGACUUCCUAAAUAUUGAAGAUACCAGCGAUAGUGACAAUCAUCGCCUUCAUGAAUGUCAUGAGUUUAAAGAUGUUAAAAAAUAUUGGGUUGUGCGCUUUUCUGUUAGUGAUACUGGAACGGGUAUUGAAAAAUCUCUGCAAGAAAAGAUAUUUGAAGCAUUUGUGCAGGGUGAUCAGACACUUUCCCGUUCACAUGGUGGUACUGGUUUAGGCCUUUCGAUCUGCAAGCAGUUUGCCAAGCUUAUGCAUGGAACAUUAAUACUCAACUCUGUCGUGGGACAGGCUGAUUAUUCCAAAGAGCAGGAGACAGAAUUUUACGAUGACGUGUUCAACCCAAAGCAUCCUCCAUCCAAACGAGUUAAGUUCACGGAUGGUAGUGAUAAAAGUUCAGGUUCUCUGGGAGUCAAAAAGUCUGGGUUAUCGGAUAAUUCGGGAAAAAAUGGGCGACAGAACUUACUUUUUGAUCCGCUCAGUAAUCCGUUUGUCAAGCCUGAAUUGAUUACCAGAGCUUCCACGGGAACAGCAAAGUCGAAGAUUUCUGCAGAUAGGGAGCAUCUGGCUCUAUUUCUAAGUGAAAGCUAUGAUCCAGUUAAAGCGCAUCUACGUUUUCUGGUGGCGGAAGAUAAUCUUGUCAAUCAGGAAGUGGUCAAAAGAAUGAUGAAACUCGAAGGUUAUACCGAUGUGACGCUGGCCUGCGAUGGAUUUGAGGCUAUUGAUCUUGUCAAGCAGUCACAAAAGGCUGGUAAAAAGUUUGAUCUUAUUUUGAUGGAUGUACAGAUGCCUAAGCUUGAUGGAAUAAGUGCAACUCGGAUAAUUCGUCAUCAGCUCGGAUAUACAUAUCCGAUUGUUGCUUUGACCGCUUUUGCAGAUAAGUCGAAUGAGGAUGAGUGUAUUGAGGUAGGAAUGUCUGGCUUUCUUUCGAAGCCUGUUAGAAGAAAUCUUUUAAGAAAGAUAAUUAAGCAAUUCUGCAAUGAGUCUGACAUAUCCAAAGAUUGUGGCAAGAAGCCAUCUAAUGUUUCCCCCUUUAAGGAUGAUGAUAUAUCAUCAUAA